AAUGUAAUAGGAAAAGAUUAAGUUGCAAAAUAUAACAGUACAGUAGAUAGCGUUGAAGCUUCAAUGUUUACCGGUUUCCGGAAUUCAUAGGCACGACGGGCGGACUUGUGUAAAAUAUAGACCACACGCAGGCGCACUUUGGAACCAACGAACACUUUCAGUUAAAAAAUGAAUUUAGCCCAGAUCUGAUUUAGCCUCUUCGAAUAAUGAGCAUGUAUGUCGUACUGACCGUAAUGAUUAUUGCUACAGGUUCUUCAGCGCUUCAACUAGCUUCGUAUUUCAAUGAUCACAUGGUUCUACAAAUGGCGCCAAUGCAGGCCACAAUAUGGGGCUACGCAGAGGAAUUGGCUCUGAUUCGGGUUACACUGGAUGAGAAAAACUAUUCAGUUUCUUCUAGUUUUUACCGCACAUGGAGCGUUGUUUUUGACCCAGUGCCGGCUGGAGGGCCAUACACAAUAUCUAUAGAAUCCAUCGGUGAAUCGGGGAACGUUGGCCCGCCGAAAGCUCAACUCAGUGACGUUCUGUUUGGUGAUGUCUGGAUUUGCAGUGGUCAAAGUAACAUGGAACUAACUGUACCGUUGGUGAUAAAUGCCACAGAGGAGCUGGCUCGAUCUUACGAGUAUCCUGAAAUUCGUAUUUUUUCGGUGAAAAAAGAUGUAUCAAAUGUUCCUUUAGAUGAUAUAAAGUCUGCCUACGUGAACUGGUCGCUUCCCAAUCCAGACACGCUUGGCCAAGGUAAACCGGGAAGGGGAUACUGGUACUUUUCAGCUGUGUGUUGGUUUUAUGGUAGAGAUCUUUAUAAUCACUUCGGAUAUCCAAUCGGCCUUAUAUCUUCGAACUGGGGUGGCACACCAGUAGAAGCAUGGUCCUCCCAAGAUGCUAUAGAUGCAUGCCAGUACUUAAGCAGAGAAAAGCGUGCCUUCCGGGACGACACUAUAUUGUGGAAUAGCAUGAUUCAUCCUUUUAGUCGAAUGGUAAUCAAGGGGGCAAUAUGGUACCAAGGUGAAAGGAACACUAAUGCCCCAGACACCUACAACUGUACAUUCCCUGCUAUGAUAGACGACUGGAGAAACAAAUGGUACGAAGGAACCGGUGGACUAACCAACAAGAAAUUUCCAUUUGGUUUUGUGCAGCUCUGCACAUCAGAUGCGGUCCAACCAGGACUAAUUGGUAACUACCCAAUUUUGAGGUGGCACCAGACUGCUGACUUCGGAUACGCACCAAAUCCAAGAAUGGAGAAUGUAUUUAUGGCGGUAUCUGUUGAUCUUCCCGACCCAACAUCUCCAUUAAGACCUAUCCAUCCUCGAUACAAACAAGACGUCUCUAGGCGUCUUGCCUUGGCAUCCAGAGCUGUGGCCUACGCCGAAAAGGACUUAGUUUUUGCUGGACCAUUCCCGACCAAUAUAACAAUUACCAGUACUUCGUUUACAAUUGAAUUCGACCACGGAAAUGCAAAUAUUAAAGUUGUCAAUGACAAAGGAUUUGAGAUCUGUUGCGUAAAUUCAUUGUCGAGUUGUGCCGAGAAUGAUCAACAGUGGAUUUCGGUGACUGUAAACGAGUUGGUAGCGCCAUCUAUAGUCCGGUUUUCACAUCCGUGUGAAUCAAUGAUCACUCAAGUUCGAUACCUUUGGAGGGAGUAUCCAUGUACUUUUAAAAGAUGCGCAUUAUACAGCGUUGAGAAUAACCUUCCAACGCCACCAUUUAUUUAUGAUAUAAUAUAUGACCUACCUUCUAGACUUAGUACCUCCAGUGCCCGUAUGAUCGCUUCCGUCAGCGACCUUAUUGUAAUUAGUACGAUACUUUGCAUAUUUAGUAAUAAUACAUAGGCAGGAUGGUAGGUUCAAGUUUAUAAGAUCAGUAAUUAUCAUUGAUUGGCACAUAUCCCUCGGUCAUUGGGAUAAGAAGUACGGUGUAGUAAAACACGUAAACAAUGAUAUUGGCAUCAGUAUUGAUCAGAUAUAAGUAAAAUCGUCAGCCUUCCAAUGAUUCCCUUUUUGUUCUUGAUUUGUCCUAUUAUUUAACGCCAUCGGAAUAGCAGUGGAUUACCCGCUGGUACUUGGAGAUAUAAAGGAAGAUCAAAUGUAUUUUACAUAAUUUAUACUAGAGUAAGUUUUGUUAUCUUUAUUGUAACUGUAAAUAAUUUGUAUCUGAUGGUUUUUGUUUCCAUUCUGUAAUUGAUUUUUGUUUUGAUAAAUUACAUUAAAUAGAUUAGAAUCGAAUAGAAAUUCUUUUUAGUAAUUUUUUGAAUAAAAGUGUAAGUAACACGCAACUUGGCCUUGGCCGAAGUGUUAUAUUAAUGAUGAUGAAUAAAAUGAUGCGGUAUCAUUAUAUUAAUCUUAAAUCAACAAUUUUUUCGGAUUCACAAAAUCUUUCUGUGAACAAACAGGCCUAGGCCUAUAUAUUUUAUAUUAAUUUUGGAUUUCUUGUAUCAACGAUUUUCCUUUUAAAAAUAAAAUUUAAUGGAAAAUAAAAGACGAAGUUUUUAUUGAA
Molecule: messenger RNA, 2490 nt
Organism: Anneissia japonica
Lineage: Eukaryota; Metazoa; Echinodermata; Crinoidea; Comatulida; Comatulidae
Product: sialate O-acetylesterase-like
Exons: 11
Coding region: 207-1826 (539 amino acids)
Biological process (GO): carbohydrate metabolic process
Molecular function (GO): sialate O-acetylesterase activity
Source: RefSeq, a predicted model, not a curated record